AUGGAAAAAUCAGCGUUGAAGUUAACAGUAUUUACAAUAGGAUGUGUAUUGGUAGUAAUAAUAUCUGUGAUAAAUACUAGCCUACUCAGUGUACAUAUAUCCGGAACUCAUCCUACAAUAAGUGAAACACCGCUCUAUGGGCAAUAUGAUAGCAGUGAAUUAGUGAAUACUGAAAGUAUACCUUUAGCGGCGCCAUCGCCGGCUCGUCGCAGACAACAACGUCUACCACAAUGCUUAAUCAUAGGUGUACGCAAAGGUGGUACCCGAGCGUUGCUGGACGCACUGGCGGUACAACCUUAUAUUCGUGUCGCUCGACGAGAGAUGCAUUUUUUCAAUGAUAAUGAAACAUAUAGCAAAGGGUCCGACUGGUAUCGUCGACAAAUGCCGCAUACUUAUCCUGAGCAGGUGACAAUCGAAAAAACGCCAGCUUAUUUUACAAAUCAGUAUACACCGGAAAGAGUUCAUCGCUUAAAUAGUUCAAUGAAACUGAUAUUAAUAUUGAGGGACCCGGUUAUUCGCACUAUCAGUGAUUUCACUCAGGUACUUUACACAAAACAUGAACGCAACAAGACAAAACCUUCGUUCGAAGCAGAAGCUUUUUUAAACGACAGUUUUGCAAUCAACGUUAAUUAUAAACCGGUACGUAAUUCCCUGUAUUCACUUCAUAUGGGUCAGUGGUUGAAAUAUUUCUCGAUAAAAAAUUUCCUGAUUCUGGAUGGUGAUAAAUUUAUUGUGGAUCCCUUGCCACAGUUGCAAAAAGUUGAGCGAUUUUUGCAUAUUCCUGAGUUAUUCAAACCGGAUCAACUGGUUUUCAAUAAACAUAAAGGAUUUUACUGCUUUCGACGAAAGGACCGAUACACGGCUAAAUGCCUUGGGAAUAAUAAAGGUCGUCCUCAUGCAAACAUUAUGCCAGAAAUUCAAUUGAAAUUGCGCAGGAGUUUUCGGCCAUACAAUGCGGAAUUCAAUAAAAUGGUAAAUCAGUGGUGGAACUGGGAAGAGAAAGUGCCAUUAUCUUCACAUUUUUUAUCUCAGUGA
This is a messenger RNA of Loa loa (African eye worm), 1035 nucleotides long. RefSeq names its product sulfotransferase domain-containing protein. The transcript is spliced from 5 exons. The coding region runs from base 1 to 1035 and encodes 344 amino acids. NCBI's taxonomy places the organism in Eukaryota, Metazoa, Nematoda, Chromadorea, Rhabditida, Onchocercidae. Gene Ontology annotation, molecular function: [heparan sulfate]-glucosamine 3-sulfotransferase activity. The record is from RefSeq and is a predicted model, not a curated record.